AUGAAGCGUCGCGGCGCGUUGGCAGGCCGACGCUCGUCCUCUGUUGAACAGCCGCACUCGCUGAAAAGUGCACAGAAACGUUCCCUGCUGCGCUCCGCCGAAUCGCUAAAGGAUUUGCUGAAGGUACGCUCACAAUGCGAGGUUGCCCGAAAGCGAGAGCAAUUCAAAGCAAGCAAAGCAAGUGGCGAACAUCAAGGAGGGCAAAGAUCAAUCUCAGCUCCACCAAGGAAACGAUGGUUUAAAACAAAGGAAAACCCACCCCCAGAAUCGAAUCCCUCAUCCACGUCAACACUUCUCUGCGAUGAGGUGACAAAGCGUUUGAUUUCGGCGAUUGCUUGGUGGCAUGAUAUCCACAGCAACUUGUUGAGACUCAGUUUUGAAGAAGACUCUUUCUCCUCAUCGCACAGCUCUUUACGCUCAUCGAUUUGUGAUGGAAGUGAGGGAGAGGAAGGGGAAAGUGACAAUGAGAACGAGCAACAACUAGGAGACGAAGAGGAUGACAAUCGUUGCACCCCGGAUUCCCCACAACACGAUGCAGCAGAUCUCCGCCGUCUCGCGAUCUCCUCAAAGCAUUCCCUCUCAAAUCCAGAUCUCACCGCCACUCAACUCGAGGAAAUGUUCCCGGAAUUGUCUGACUAUUGGCGG
Molecule: messenger RNA, 645 nt
Organism: Mesorhabditis belari
Lineage: Eukaryota; Metazoa; Nematoda; Chromadorea; Rhabditida; Rhabditidae
Source: the annotation of a GenBank genome assembly